UAGAGAGUACACAAACAGAAAGUAGCCUGUUAGAUGACUAGAUGUAAUGUCAUAGUAGGAACUAUUGUUUUUUAGCAAAUUCAGAGAAAGACGAGCAUGAUUCUUGAUCAAAGCUGCUAAUUUCUAGACUAAAAAAGAAGUAGAAAAACUGCUAAUAACUAUUAUUAUUAUGGCAGAGCACUUUUAUUACCUUUACUCAAUGAAAGACUAUUUUGGAUUGACUACAGGUGAUUAUCGGAUUUUUGUGGCUGAUCUAUUAUUGCUCUCUUAUAAGUUCACCAGAAUUCAGGUUGUGACUCAUCGAGUACUUGCGGUAACAAAAAGACCUACAUGUGUAUGUGAACUUUUACUAUGCUGAAUUAGAUUGAUAUAUCAAUUCAUAUUCACUGGACUACAUGUUUGUUGGUAUCAUGCAAUUCAUGCAAAACGGUGUUGUUCAAAUGCAAUUAAGUUCCACUGAAAUGUAGCUGUGUUUGCUAAAAAUCUGUCCGUGACAUGGAACAGAUAUGCUUCCUUGCCCAUCCUAAGAAAUGCCUUCCACUCUUCUGGCUGAAAGGCUGAAACUGUACAUGUUUGUGCUGGAAUAUGUUUCCGCGCAAUCAAAAACUGAUCCGCUACUCAAAACCAAAAAAAAAAAAAAAUGAAAGGAAGGAAGGAAGAGAAAAUGAUGAGAGUCAAAUGAGUAAGAAAUAAGGAUACUACUGAAGCAUGCCAUACCAAAAAACAAAUGCCGUCAAAUAUUGAACAACAAAAUUUUCAUCUGCUGAUGAAACCAACAAAGAGGCUAAUUUAUGAUUCAUCCAUUUUCAGAAACAACUCCUCAAUUAUUAACAUCCGGGAGCGUACAGUAUCUGAAGAAUUCCAAUUAAAGCAGGGUCUCAUCGCCAAUGAGUCUCUGAAAUGAGACGAAGUUGACACCAUUGGACAAGGUUAAAUAGGUGAAUCAAGAAUAUCAAAGAAAGAAUAAAGUCAGCCCAGCUUCCCCAAAGCCUAGUUUGGUCUAUAUUUACUUCUUGUUUUUCAACUUUAAGAAAAUCUGAUAAACAAAAAAAUGCAGUUUUAAUUUUGGAAACAAAGAUGGCAGUGGCAUUCCUAUCUUGCUAUAGCGAAAACAAACCGAUUACUUCUUUUUCUUAAGCAUUACCUGUAUACCAAAAUUUUCAUGAAGACCAAAUUAAAUCAAUAAAUAAGAUUAGACAGCUGUUAACCUCCAUCAACUAUAGGAAAGAGUGUUCUAAAAUCCAAAUUCAAGUAGGGUAAAAUCUCUUUCAUGUCCAUCGGCUGUCGCUGAUCUCUCUAGUUGACUACACAAUAUCUAUCACAUUUGCAUAUCAUGAUUAUAUUAUAUUACAAAAAGAAACAAAAUGUUUACUACAUAUACAUGGGGACUAGAGUAACCCAACAAUAUAAUGUAAACCAAAACCCCUAGGAUUUGUUAGUGACUACAAAAGAUAAAACAGUAACCCCUGAUUCAAUUUGGUCCUUCUUCGAAGUUGCAUGCAUGGCAGCAGACAAGCGCAAAACACCCGCCAUAUAUCUUCUAUUGUUCGAGGCCAUAUCUCUCUCUACAUGCACUACUUUUAACCUCCAAACAAAAAAACCGCAUUCACCUUUUCAUGCUUUUCUUAAUACUACUGUUUCUUUCUUUCUUCUUCUUUUUUCUUAUGAUUUGUAUUUCCCAAAUCCUACUUACAUACCCAAGAAACAUAAAUGUUAAAAAAUAUCUGAAUAUAACAGAUGUUGGGUUUGGGAUUUGAACUUUGAAAUACUAUUCUCUAUAAAACCCUUACUGUACAGAACACAAUUUUCUUCUCUUUUGUUGUUCAUCAACAAGUUAGAUUUCGUUAGUACUAAUCUAACAAAACCAAAGAAAACAAAGAAAUUAAAAAGAUCGAUGGUGCUGCUUAUUAUAAGGUUCAAGAGUAGUUUUGUGCUUGGAAUUCUCUUCAUUCUGGUCGCAUUUAGAGAUUCUAUUAAUGCGCAUACCCAACAAGCUCUCGAGAAAAAGCCGGCGGGAACAGAGAAUGGGUUUUGGAUGAAUAGAAGGAAUGUUGUGUCAGUUGAUCAGGAAUUUUUCGAUGGUGUUCCAACAGUGGCUGAUAUGACAUCGGAAAACAACAAAAAGCUCGGAGGAAGAAAAAUGUUGGUGACCGCUGAUAACGAUAGAAAGACCGCGAUAAAACACGAAAAUGCAGGACAAUUUAUUGGAGAGGCUACUACUAAGAUUUCAGGUGCUGAACAUUCUUCUGUUGGAAACACUGAUAAGUCUCAAAAAGGGAAUAAUGAAGGGGUUGAGCUGAAUGUAGAAUCUAACAAAUUCAUGAGUAACACUGAUAGAAGUAGUCUGCCAGUGAACGUUAGUCUAGGUGAUUCUAUAGCUGUGAGUGCUGAUUAUCUUGACCCAAGACCUCACCCACCUAAAAAUAACUGA
Messenger RNA from Papaver somniferum (opium poppy), 2431 nucleotides. RefSeq lists its product as uncharacterized. Gene Ontology annotation, molecular function: growth factor activity. NCBI's taxonomy places the organism in Eukaryota, Viridiplantae, Streptophyta, Magnoliopsida, Ranunculales, Papaveraceae. The transcript is spliced from 3 exons. Gene Ontology annotation, biological process: regulation of root meristem growth. The record is from RefSeq and is a predicted model, not a curated record. Bases 1895 to 2431 code for a protein of 178 amino acids.